Messenger RNA from Anopheles arabiensis, 1151 nucleotides. RefSeq lists its product as uncharacterized. The transcript is spliced from 3 exons. Bases 327 to 1151 code for a protein of 274 amino acids. The record is from RefSeq and is a predicted model, not a curated record. NCBI's taxonomy places the organism in Eukaryota, Metazoa, Arthropoda, Insecta, Diptera, Culicidae.
UCUGGAAUCUCAACAUUUGCAACAGUGGUGCUGCUGAGUUGUUCGUACUGGCUAGUGCGUGCCUUCGAUUAAUAUAAAGCUGCUUCUGUUUAUUCAACAUUUUUGCCGAGAAAGUGUUUGGCUUCGUUUCUGCUCCUGUCACUCAUCAGAUUGUGCUGAGUCAUCGUUAUGCAGUGCUCAACCUGCAAUGCACCCACCGAUAGUGCUAAUUCGGUGUCCUGUGCCGGUGUUUGUGGUUCCAAGCAUCACACCCAUUGCACGGGGUUGUCCCGUGAUUCUACUCGUGAGCUUGGGCGUAAUAACCAAUUGUUGUGGUUGUGCAAAACAUGUUACGAGUUUCGCAUUGGCACAAAUUCACUUCUCACAAAUCGGCUAUCAAGAGCGAUUUGCUUCCUGAGAUCCUCGCUCUCGUUGAUAAGCGAGCGCUAACACCCAUAUUAGCUAAGCCGUCUGUUAGCAACGCAUCGCGAUCGCACACAUCCACUAAUGUAUCGUCGCUCAAUGCCACAAAUACAUCCAGAACGACUAAAACAGCUUCCGCUCGCCGUACAUUUACUAACUCAACGGAGCUCACUGAUGAUAUCCAAGCUGCGAACGAUACCAACACUGUGGAUGAUUCUGACAACUGUAACCACUACAAUCAUCGUACUAAGCCGACUAGUGAUGUUAGUGCUGGAAACUAUCGAACAAAUACACAAGCAUCUUCUGAUCCUGUUUUGAACCAAAACACCACCAACACGGGCAUAGCCGAGAAAGUAUGGUUAUACUUCACGAACAUCAAAUCGCAUGUCUCGGCUGAUGAUAUGCGUGUGUGGCUUAAAGCUGUGCUACCAACAGACGAUAUUAAUGUUUACCGUCUCACGAAAAAGGGUGUGAACCUGGACUCGAUGUCCUUCAUAUCGUUCAAAGUGAGUGUUCCUAAAUCUCUUAAGGAGCUUGCGCUGCACUCUACUAUUUGGCCAGUUUCACUUACUCGCGUGAUUCUAUCACCAUCCCAGAUGACCGAGAUCCUAGAGGCUAUUCAACUGGAGUUUCCUCCCACACCGCCUCAGUUAUCACCGGGGGUGGGGCUUCAAUCUCAAUCGAAUCUCAGCAACACGAACCGCUCACCACAGAUCAGCCCGUUUGCCAAACGGAUAGCUCAAAAGUAA